This is a messenger RNA of Cyphellophora europaea CBS 101466, 1692 nucleotides long. RefSeq lists its product as uncharacterized. Lineage: Eukaryota; Fungi; Ascomycota; Eurotiomycetes; Chaetothyriales; Cyphellophoraceae. The record is from RefSeq and is a predicted model, not a curated record. Bases 1 to 1692 code for a protein of 563 amino acids. The transcript has 2 exons.
AUGAACAACAUCUGCUUUUAUCAGGGCCCUCCACCCGUGAGGUCAAAGAAGAUCAUGAAUCAGGAUGAUCCGGUCGAGUCUGUAGACACUGGACUCUCCAGUGUGGAUGAAAACCUAUGGCUGGCACAACCUCAAGAUAAGGUUCCCUUCAGCACUACCGUUCAGAUCAACUAUCCAGAUACGGUGCCAUUCCAGGGCUCACCGCGCCCGCUAGACUUGAAAAUAUCGACCGAAGAGAGCUCUAGUGUCAACGUAGCUCACACCCAAGCCUUGAUCCAUGAGAAUGUAGAUGAUACCGACGACAAUCUCCCAACUCCGGUUAAGUUUUGCGCGGACGCUGCUCCUCGUGACAACGCCUGCGAUCCGGCUGUUAUAAACGAGCAACUUAACACGAUCUAUUCCAAGUGUGGAAAUUUCGAUUGCGGUGGUAAGGGCGACGGCGAGGAUAAGGACGGUGGCAGCCUUCGAUACGGAUCUGAGACCACUAUGAGGUCACUUGAUUGUCCAGCACUGGGGCACAAUUCUCAGGAACCCAUCUUGGACAUCAAUUCUUCAUUUGAAAUACCGGAAACGCAGGCCGAAACCUGCGUAGAGAAGACAGGAAAGACAAAGACCCCAGCCGUCGAUUACGGCGCGACGCAAGAGACGAUAGGCUCGAACGAAAAAAACGCGCAUCUUCACAAUUGCAUGGGCUCUGCACGACGUUGGUCGUUCCCCGGCUCCGUGGCACCCUCAGUCUACUGUGGCAACGAUUCAUCAUGCCUCGAAGAGUGCCGUCGAAUCCGGGCUCCUGAUAAGCCAUGGCUCAGACCAUGUAAAAAGGUGGCGCUCCAAAGGUCCACCACACCUACUACUGAAAGCUACUAUUGGGAGCAGAAGGGAAGCCAGAAGCGUCCCACAGAGACAAGUGUCCAAACAUUCGACCACAAACUGAUAACACAAGUCUCGUCUCCAUGCAAAUGUGCAAAUGAAGAACAAUCACCCACUCAUCAAACCCCCAGCGAAGCAGUGCCACUACCUGCAGCGUUGGAACCGAUCUCUGUCACAGACGCCAUGCCCGCAUCCAGUCCCACAUCGUCGUUCGUUAGCCUUCACCCGUUAUCGCCAGAUGACACAUCGAUCUUGACUGCUGUUGUACACGAUGCGACACAGCUUACCAAUCUCUCCAAGUCGGUGACGCCUUGGAAUCUUCCUCCUAGCCUAUCUUCCGAAACCUUUACCAUCAUGAAUAUCAGACCCUUAGGAGAUCAAACAUGGCUGCUCAUGGCAAAGAUGUCUAAUGGUGCUACCAACGAUGCCACCCGCUCCCCGCCCGGCAGAAAGUGUUCGUGGCAGCGAAGAUCUCAACUGAAGCGGAGAAGAAGGCCACCUCCCUCCGAAAGCGACGCAGAGUCCGAAAAACAUAGCGCUGAUCCUACUGAGCACCAUAAUCAUCCGGAUCGGCGCAAGCAGGCGAGACUCCAACUUACUGUGAGCGAUGACUCGCAUAGCGAAACAGAUGAUGAAAGCGUUUCCAGCUCCCCCCCUAUCAAGAUGAAACGUGGUGGGUGGACGCUGAGUGAGGAUCUGCGUCUGACGAGGUUGGUAGAAGCAGGCACUCCGUGGUCCACUAUACUAAAGAAGUUCCCCCGACGACGUGAAGGAGCAGUACGGUCUCAUUGGAACUCUGUGUUGAAACCUCUGGCAUCUUAA